Hermetia illucens (black soldier fly) is the source of this 1557-nucleotide messenger RNA. It is a transcript of the gene Vamp7, whose product is annotated as vesicle-associated membrane protein 7. Gene Ontology annotation, molecular function: SNARE binding; SNAP receptor activity. Gene Ontology annotation, cellular component: membrane; SNARE complex. NCBI's taxonomy places the organism in Eukaryota, Metazoa, Arthropoda, Insecta, Diptera, Stratiomyidae. The transcript has 5 exons. The record is from RefSeq and is a predicted model, not a curated record. Gene Ontology annotation, biological process: exocytosis; vesicle fusion. The coding region runs from base 461 to 1123 and encodes 220 amino acids.
GAAUUGCACAGUAACAACUGUCAAAGUGCAAAGAAAAAGUUGUGACAAUACCAUCGAAGGCAACGUUUAUUGUUUACGCAAUUCGAUCCACAAAACAGGGACAAGGUGGCGGCUGGUAUUUUUCUCGAAAAGUUCGUAAAUAUGUGAAUCUCAGUGCGACCUGCCAAGGACGUAUAAUUGACUUUUGGGGAAGCAAUCGACCGCGAAACAGCAUCGUCACUGCGGCGGAUUCAUGCUUGGACCGUUCGCUUUGUCAGCGUCAUCACAAUAAUCUUCGUUUCGUUGUUCUGCGUCGUCAUUCUAGCUUCUAUUAGACCCGUUUUUCCAGCGGCGGCCACUCUUCUAUCGUUUGAUCUAGUUCUGUGCAAAGAUUGCGGUGUAUUUGUUGCCAACAGUCCAUCCGGGGACUCCACAGAAGUCAGUGAUCUAGACACGUUGCAGUCUCGUCCAGACAAUAAAGAUGCCGAUCCUGUACAGCGUGAUAUCGCGCGGCACCACUAUCCUCGCGAAAUUCGCCGAAUGUGUGGGUAAUUUCGCUGAGGUCACCGAACAAAUAAUCCGCAAAAUAUCGUCGGACAACCAUAAAUUAACGUACUCGCACGGGAAUUACUUGAUACAUUAUAUUAGCGAAAAUCGGAUAAUCUACAUGUGCAUUACGGACGAUGAGUUCGAGCGCGCCCGGGCAUUCCUGUUCUUAUCUGAUAUUAAACAGCGUUUCAUCGCCACGUACGGCCUACAAGUUGCGACGGCGAUUGCUUAUGCGAUGAACACAGAGUUCUCGUCGGUGCUAGCAACGCAAAUGACAUAUUUCAGCCAAUCGAAUGAAGUCGAUGCAAUUUCCAGAGUGCAUGGGCAAAUUGACGAGUUGAAGCAUAUUAUGGUGAAAAAUAUAGACAGUAUCAAAGACCGAGGUGAACGUUUGGAAUUGCUUGUGAACAAGACUGAAAAUCUACGAAAUUGCAGUGUAUCAUUCCGUAAACAAUCUCGAAACUUGGCGCGACAGAUGUUCUGGAAAAAUGUCCGAAUGUACGUUGUUGUUGGACUUAUAAUAAUUUUUGUAAUUUAUGUGAUCAUCAGUAUGGCCUGUGGUGGGCUGGCAUGGCAAUCGUGUAUUAAAAAGUAAGACUUAACGUGAAGUAGCCCCUUUGAAAGAUGAUUCUUUUUUAUUCCUAUCACACUUCAAUGUUCAAUGUUAAUUCGUUUACCAUGUUCUCGAUUUCGUGCUGGAUGUAGGGCACCGUUUAUAUGUAUUCAUUUCUCAUUAUUAUAUUAUCUAAUUAUUUUUGUUUGAAAAUAAUUUUAAGAUGUCAUUAUUGAUAGAAAACUGUACAUGCAUAGGAUAUUUAAAAGAGUAUAUGUGAAUAUAUAAUUUUUUCAUAAAUUUUUAACAACAAGGUUGAAACAUAAUUGCUGAAUAUAUUAGUAAACUACGAUAUAUUUUUUGAAGCUAAUCAAGGAAUUUACGACUCCAUAUAUGGUUUAAAGUCGGAUCAGUUGAUAGAUGAAUUGUGAUUAAAAGAAGACAUAUUAAACCACAAUAAAUAAUUUUAAAACAAA